CAGCUGCUUGGAAUUUUCCGAAAACCCAAAACCAUGAAGUAUCUAUGGUUGCUGCUGUUGUGUGUUUUCUCAGUUCAAACUCAAGCUGCUGACGAUGACUACGAUGAUGCGGGACUCUUGGAUGCCCGUGGUCACCGACCCUUUGACAGGAGAAAUGAAGAGGCUCCUAGCCUGAGACCCGCCCCCCCUCCUAUCAGCGGAGGUGGUUAUCGAGCCCGUCCAGUCAAAACUGCUGCCAGCCAGAAGAAAUUGGAACGAAAAGCCCCUGAUGCAGGAGGCUGUCUUCACGCCGACCAAGACCUGGGAGUGCUGUGUCCUACAGGGUGCCAAUUGCAGCAGGACCUGGUCAACCAGGAAAGGCCAGUCAAGGCCAGCGUCGCCGAGUUAAAAGGCAACAUACAGUCCAUUUCGGAGUCCUCCUCCACCACCUUCCAGUACAUGAAGCUGCUCAAAGACAUGUGGCUAAAGAAGCAGGCCCAGGCUAAAGAUAAUGAAAAUGUCAUAAAUGAGUAUUCCUCUAUCCUGGAAGACCAGAGGUUAUAUAUUGAUGAGACCGUGAGCGAUAAUAUCCCCCUUAACCUUCGUGUGCUCCGCUCAAUCCUGGAGACCCUGAGGAGCAAAAUACAAAAGCUUGAAUCUGACAUCUCGGCGCAGAUGGACUAUUGCCGCACCCCGUGCACGGUCAGCUGCAACAUCCCCGUGGUGUCCGGCAAAGAGUGUGAGGAGAUCAUUAGGAAAGGAGGGGAGACAUCCGAAAUGUAUCUCAUCCAGCCGGACACCUCCAUCAAACCGUACAGAGUCUACUGUGACAUGGAGACAGAAAACGGAGGAUGGACAGUCAUACAGAACCGUCAGGAUGGCAGUGUCGACUUUGGCCGGCAAUGGGACCCGUACAAACAAGGAUUUGGAAAUAUUGCAACCAACGAAGAUGGGAAGAAGUACUGUGGCGUGCCAGGUGAAUAUUGGCUUGGGAACGAUAAGAUUAGCCAGCUUACCAGGAUGGGACCCACAGAACUUCUGAUCGAAAUGGAGGACUGGAAAGGCGACAAAGUGAAGGCCCAUUAUGGAGGGUUCACAGUGCAGAAUGAGGCUAACAAGUACCAAGUCUCAGUGAACAAGUACAAAGGAAAUGCUGGCAAUGCCCUCAUGGAGGGAGCCUCUCAGCUGGUGGGGAUAAACAGAACCAUGACCAUCCACAACGGCAUGUUCUUCAGCACGUACGACAGGGACAACGACGGCUGGUUAACUUCAGAUCCGCGGAAACAGUGCUCAAGAGAAGAUGGUGGUGGAUGGUGGUAUAACAGAUGCCACUCCGCCAAUCCAAAUGGCAGAUACUACUGGGGUGGUCUUUACAGCUGGGACAUGGCCAAGCACGGCACAGAUGACGGUGUGGUGUGGAUGAACUGGAAGGGAUCCUGGUACUCGAUGAGGAAGAUAUCUAUGAAGAUCAGGCCCUUCUUCCCACAGCAGUAAUCCCCCAAGUGUAGACUUUUAUUCUUCCGUGUGUGACAUUUUUUACUGUAUGUUGUUGCAAUCCUCUUUGUUACAUUAUA
This is a messenger RNA of Chionomys nivalis (European snow vole), 1553 nucleotides long. RefSeq names its product fibrinogen beta chain (gene Fgb). Gene Ontology annotation, biological process: platelet activation; blood coagulation; protein polymerization. NCBI's taxonomy places the organism in Eukaryota, Metazoa, Chordata, Mammalia, Rodentia, Cricetidae. The transcript has 8 exons. Gene Ontology annotation, molecular function: signaling receptor binding. The coding region runs from base 34 to 1473 and encodes 479 amino acids. Gene Ontology annotation, cellular component: fibrinogen complex. The record is from RefSeq and is a predicted model, not a curated record.